This is a messenger RNA of Annulohypoxylon truncatum, 2083 nucleotides long. RefSeq names its product putative isomerase YbhE. The transcript has a single exon. NCBI's taxonomy places the organism in Eukaryota, Fungi, Ascomycota, Sordariomycetes, Xylariales, Hypoxylaceae. The coding region runs from base 274 to 1440 and encodes 388 amino acids. Gene Ontology annotation, molecular function: 6-phosphogluconolactonase activity; protein binding. The record is from RefSeq and is a predicted model, not a curated record.
GUCACAAUUGUCAUUAAGAGCCACACUUGGGAGAAUUAUCACCAAGUCUCUUUGUUGUUUUCUUGUUGUUUUCCAUUCACAUUGUCUUUCAAUAAGGGGCCAUCUUGUCCUUGAGGGCAACUGCAAUUGACAUUUAUAACCUUCCGUUUGUAUUUAAGGUAGUUGCCCAACGCCUACCUGGGCACUUUCCCUACCAAUCAACUUCAACAAUCGUGCAAGCACGACCUAGACAAACACGGAAUAUUUAGUCAACUUUCUCGCGAAAUUCCGAAAAUGAAUAAACUUAUCGCAACAUUCCUCACUCUCACCAUGGCCUCCGCAACGCCAACCAAGCGGAGUUGCCAAGCUCCCUCGACGACCAAGCUCAUCAUCGGCGCUCCUUACCAGAUCUUAACUGCCAAUUUUGAUGGUAAACAAUUCUCCAUAACCGGCAACCACACCGAGGUUGGAACCGCGCCUAGUUGGAUUCGCAACAGAAAUCCGAAUACCUUCUACGCCGUGAACGAGAACGCCAAUGAUCUCAGCCUUUUCACUCUUGACGGAGGCUUGAAUAAAUUCGACCUUGUAGCUAGCGCCAAUGGCUCUUCUGGGGUUGUCUUCCUGGAAUUUAACACUAACAAGACGCGCAUGGUCGGUGCUGCUUACGGCAACGGCACGGUAGACGUCUGGGACGUCUCUGCCGCCGACCAUAGUCCCAAGCUUAUGAAGACCCUCGAUAUCCCCGGCGUGCCCAAUCCAGCACAGGGAGCACACCAUCCACAUCAGGCCCUACUAGACCCUACAGGUCGCUUCUUCGUAAUCAACAACUUGGGCGGAGACACCAUUCUCGUUCUCGACAGCAAGGACGACAAGUUCGAGUUCACGGGUAACGCCACCCUCCCUACCGGCACAGGUCCGCGCCACGGCGGUUUCAUCACGAAGGGCGAUAAGCACUACUACACGCUAGCGUGUGAGCUGUCGAACAAGCUCUUCCUCUUCGAGCUGAAGUACACUCCUGACACAAUCGUCUUCAACCAGCUGCAGGUGCAGAGCACGUACGGCGGCGCGCCCCCGGCCAACGCUAGUUCCGCGGCCGCGGGCGAGCUGCAAGUCGCGGCCAACCAGCGCGACGUCUACGUGUCGAACCGGAUCAGCGGCAACGCGACGGACAGCAUCGCGCACUUCGUCCUCAGCAAGAACGGCACCAGCCUCGACUGGCAGGAGACCAUCUCCACGGGCGGCCUGCGCCCGCGCAUGUUUAGCCUUAGCACGGACAAGCAGCAGACCCUCGCUUUCGUGGCGAACCAGGGCGGCGAUGUUGGGCUCGCCGCGUUCAAGAGGAACCCCGACUCCGGAAAGCUCGACCCGACGCCCGUUGCGACGAUGCCGUAUUCGACGCUCGUUGCGCCGGCGCUGGCGGCGACGGAGUACAUGGGGCCCCAGUUUGUGCAGCAGAUUUGAACGGAGGGGGUUGCGUUAACCUAGAUGGUUGUGGGAUGAGGUUUACGGAAUAAACCUACCUAGAGGGGACGGGCUUAUGUGGAAAAAGCAUUGAUCGCAUCGGUUUGUGGCGUUUGGGGUCUGAUGAUGAUUACCUAGCAGAGCGAAGCUACUUUUCAGUUCUUGUACCUACCUAGCCCCCGGAGGCUUUUAAAUUGAUCUUUUUAUUUUCUUCUUUCUGACACAUUAUGUGCUUUUUAAAAAUAAUGUGGGUGAUAUUAUGAAUACGGCAUUCUGUGAGCACGCCCAGCUACCCCUCUAUACUAACACCCGUUCGGAAUAUCGUCUAGUAAGUAGAGUAUUUUGAAAAUAAUCCGGCUAAUCCUUGUUCCCCGUUGAUGGCCAUGGAGUUUCCAAAAGAGUCAUAAAUGAAGUGAGAUUGCUAGAAAGGGAUGCUUUUAGGUCAUGAGACGUUAUGCCCAAGGGUUUGAAUAUAAGCACAGAAGCAUAAUCUAGUAAACGACAGUGCUGUAUGCUGAUUGGUCCUAUGUCUUAGCAGGUCUUUUAUCACUGCCACUUGUGAGCCUGUAACUUGUCGGAUUCUUAAUUAUCACAUGCAUAUGAUCAGAUAAUAUCUAGCCUAAAUGAAUGAAUUAGGAUGCUG